Trichomonas vaginalis G3 is the source of this 177-nucleotide messenger RNA. RefSeq lists its product as uncharacterized. Lineage: Eukaryota; Parabasalia; Trichomonadida; Trichomonadidae. The transcript has a single exon. The record is from RefSeq and is a predicted model, not a curated record. The coding region runs from base 1 to 177 and encodes 58 amino acids.
AUGGACACAGACACAGGCAUGCACAACAACCAGCACAACAACCACCUCCACAACCAGCACAACAACCAACACAACAACCAGCACAGCAACCAACAGUUCAAAACCCUGCACAACAACAACCACAAACAGAGCAAGGACAUAAAAGAAGUAGAGAACAAGGAAACCAAGAAUUCUUAA